Messenger RNA from Cyprinodon tularosa, 6115 nucleotides. RefSeq names its product muscleblind-like splicing regulator 2 (gene mbnl2). The coding region runs from base 155 to 1306 and encodes 383 amino acids. The record is from RefSeq and is a predicted model, not a curated record. Gene Ontology annotation, molecular function: metal ion binding. Lineage: Eukaryota; Metazoa; Chordata; Actinopteri; Cyprinodontiformes; Cyprinodontidae. The transcript is spliced from 9 exons.
UACAUGUUCCAUCGGUUUUAGCUCUUGUGCAUUAGAUUUUUAUUUUUUUUUGCUUUGUUUGUUUUUUUUUUUUAUCCACUCCGCUCAGGAUAGCUUCCUCCCUAAAGCGGGCAGCUCCUCUCCUUCCCCAGCUCCACAGCCAUCAACCCUCGACAUGGCUCUAAACAUAGCCUCUAUACGGGACACAAAAUGGCUGACCCUGGAAGUGUGCCGGCAGUUUCAGAGAGGGACGUGUUCGCGCAGUGACGAGGAAUGCAAAUUCGCCCACCCUCCCAAAAGCUGCCAGGUGGAGAACGGGAGGGUGAUUGCCUGUUUUGAUUCGUUAAAGGGGCGUUGCACGAGAGAGAACUGCAAAUACCUCCACCCGCCCGCUCACCUGAAGACUCAGCUGGAGAUCAACGGACGGAACAACCUGAUCCAGCAGAAGACCGCCGCUGCCAUGUUGGCUCAACAGAUGCAGUUCAUGAUCCCCGGAACCACCAUGCAGCCUGUGACGUUUCCAGUCAGUCAGGGCCUGGGAUCCAGCGCCGGUUUAAGCUACACAACUUAUCUGACCCCGAUGUCCCACGGCAUGGGCCUGGUUCCCACAGACAUUCUGCCCAGUGCGCCCGUCAUCGUCCCCGGCAGCCCGCCCGUCUCUGUGACGGCCGGUUCCUCCUCCAACCAGAAGCUUCUGCGCGCCGACAAGCUGGAGGUCUGCCGCGAAUUCCAACGGGGCAACUGCGCCCGCGGCGAGACGGACUGCCGCUUCGCUCACCCGAGCGACAGCCCCAUGAUCGACACCAGCGACAACACGGUCACCGUGUGCAUGGACUACAUCAAGAGCCGCUGCUCCCGCGAGAAGUGCAAGUACUUUCACCCCCCGGCCCACCUGCAGGCUAAAAUUAAGGCCGCCCAGCACCAGGCCAACCAGACGGCUGUGGCUGCCCAAGCUGCGGCCACAGCUGCAGCCAUGACUCAGUCGACUGCCAAAGCAAUGAAGCGACCCCUCGAGGCAACUGUAGACCUGGCGUUCCCCCAUGGUGUCCUCCAGCCCCUACCAAAGAGACCAGCACUUGAGAAGAGCAACGGAGCGAGCUCUCUGUUCAACCCCAGUGUUUUGCACUACCAGCAGGCGCUGGCCAACGCGCAGCUCCAGCAGCCUGCUUUCUUUCCCACAGGGUCAGUGUUGUGCAUGACCCCUGCUAGCAGUCUUGUCCCAAUGAUGUACAGUGCUACGCCUGCUACUGUCUCUGCAGCAACAACUCCUGCCACAAGUGUCCCCUACGCAGCAACAGCACCAGCCAAUCAGAUCAUCCUGAAGUGAGCGUCGGGAGCGAGAUGGAACGUCACGAAGCCGCACUAGGAAGCCCAAAACAGCCCCUCUGUAAAUACUACCUUGCCUCUCCCCCAGAGGUCCAGCAACCUGCAUGCUAAGAGUGUAAACACUUCAAUUUAACCACAAGGACUGCAGUGCCGGUGUAACUCACACACAGUAAACAAAAGAUAUAUACAUAUAUUAUAUAUAAAAAAUAGUGUAUGUAUUGUUAGAAAACGGAAUACGCACAUGAAAAGUCACAAUUAUUCUUAUGUAUAGUGCAUACAUAGAUACACUAUAGCCACAGUGGGAUCUCUACUCUUGUUUUAGAAAACCCUUUAGUAGGUUGAAGAAGGAGAAUGGAGGAGCACCUACACAGCCACACCCUUUCGUUUAGCUUUUUUAUUUCAGAAGAGAUCUUUUCUCCCUCUUGCUGCUUAUUAAUUAUCACAGCCCCCCCCCCAGAAGCUGAAGCUCUUGCAGACAUUUUAUCCCUGGAAACAUCUUGCCAAAGCUGCGGCUUGGAUAAGGAUGCCAUAGAGCACACACCCUCCAAAUUCCAUCUUGUUUUCUCUCCCCCCUCCCUCCCCGUUGCUGCAAAGUCAACCUGCUCGCCCUUUAUUUGCUGUGAGGCCAAUCCAGCUUGUUUGCAUGCAGUCAAGACCGGAGAAUCUAAAGGCUCGAGCCUGUGCCAAGGGCUUGACGAAGCUGGAGGGUGAACUUCAGACAUGCCAAGCCUUCUGUGUACGUGCGACUGUGUGCGUUGUGUGUGUCAUAUCAGGAAACUGAUGGUCUGCCGGCAGACUGCGACUUUAAGCGAGGACUUGCAAAAGAUGGUAACUCCAAACCUGGUGGAAGAGUUUCUUCUUCUUUUUUUUUUUUCUUUUUUUUUUUUUUUAUGAAGUUUUAGGACCGGGGGACAUGUGAGGGACUUAAGUGCUAAAUCUAAAUGAAAACAACACAAAAAAAAAGUUUGUAAAAAAAAAAAAAAAAAAAUUAUAAAUUAAAAAGAAAACUGUGCAUUUGACAACAUUCGUCAAGCAAAAAGAUGACUUGAACUUGAACUGGAGGGCUAUCUGUGACCGUCGGUUGUCCUGUCCAACCCUACUAUCACCGAUAAUCCUGUUUCCAUUUUAGAAAACUGUAGAAGUGCCUAAAAAAAGAAAAUAAAAACAAAACAAAAAAGAAUUUCAAAAAAAAGCUCAUCGACGACACACUAAACACCCAGGGCUGGAUCACUAAGAGUCACAAAAACCACCGGCUGAUAAAACCGCAUCUUUUGGGGGGUUUUUUUUCGGGAAAAGACAUUACACUAUGUGUUGCUAGGAAACACCUGCCUAGCAACCGCUCAUUUUACAUCACAAGUGACUUUACUGAAGGAAGAGAGCUUGGAGGAUCGACAAAUCAAAACUAGCUUUGUAGAAUGUCUGGUGACGCUUCAACGGUGUAUCCGUCGUUUCUUACAUGGGUUUCAGUAGUUUACAUGAGGAACGUGAGUGAGAACACAUCGUAUUGUAAACUGUGUAAUGUAUGUAAAGUGUCUGUCAUUUUGAAAGUUUCUAUUCUAGAAAAUGUAUUCCGACUUAUUUAAAGAAGUUGUGUUGUGUCUACUAUUAAGGUGUGUUUGAACCUUCGCCUCCCGUAAUGAACGUUCACAUAUAUCUUUUUUUUUUUUUUAAGGCCAAGAUCAGAAAAAAAAGAUAAAUUAUUUUGGUUUUACUUUUUAGGUUUUUAUUUUUAUUUUUUUUCUCCAUUUGAUCAAAAGUUCUGGCACGAUCUGAUGGUGCUUUGAUCAACACUGACAAUCCACAAUCAAAACAGUUUGUUUUCACGCACAUUGUGACGUUUUUGUACCCUGUAGCCGCAAUAAGCUGAUAACGGCCGAUAGCUGGCUUUGAUCAUUUUAAAUGGAAUAAGCCCAAUAACAUAAGAGGUCGGCAAAACUCCUAUGAAGCUUUUGAGCCAAUAACAUAUUCUUCUUUUGUAUUCAAUUAGAAAUGUUCCUCCUGCCUUCUAUCACGUUUCACAGUGAUCUAACUACCAACUACGCUUCAAAUUAUUUAAAUUGUCAUCGGUGCAUGAAAGCAUGAAUCUAUGCAUGAAUUUCUUAUUAAAUAUACGUUGCAAACUAUAAAUAUUUUAACAUUGGCUCUUAGAAUCAGCUGAUCUUUAAUGAACAAACAUGACCCUUAUGUAAUCCAAUACAUAUUUUCCUAAACAGCACAAACACUAUUAAUUUUCAAGAAUUACACUUUUUUUUAUAUUUAUAUAUAAAUAUAUAUGUAUAUAUAUUUAUCUUUUCAGUUUAAGGAUGUCCCCUAAAAACGCCCACUUCCUCAUAGCCUAAAAGGCUGUUUUUUUUUUAGAUUUCUUACAUUUUUGUCUCAUUUUAAUGAUAGUAUAUUAAAAGUUUAGUGCAGAGAAGAAUAUUUUGAAUUAUAUCUGGGUUAUCUAGACCAUUUUGUGAUGCAAUAAUUAACUUUAUUUUCAUGCAAUAACCCAACAAAAUACAACACUGACUCAAUUUAGACCCAUAUGUUAGCUCUGCUGCCCACUAGUGGUAAAAAAAAAAAAAAGACAUUUUAUGAAGAAAAAAACAUUUAUUUAUGUUUGUAUGGAAAAUUUAUUUGUUGUUUUCUCCUUUAACAGAUGCUAAAUUGAGGAAACUGUUUAUUGAAAUUGAUAUGAUUUGUCAAUGGUCUCACUCUGUGAUGCCUAAAUAAAGUAUAUAAAAUAAAGAGGUUUGUGUAGGAUUAUACAUUAGUAACUUUUAAACUGAAACUUCUAAACCAUUUUAUGAAAAUCUUGUCCCACCAGCGUUAAAGUAGGCAAAAAUAGUAACUAUUUAAAUAUAAAUGAAGGGAAAAAAGGGUCUUAAUAUGCUAGUGCUACUCCAAUAGUUAUGUUAAUGGUUCAAAAUCCUCAUUAAAUUAUGUGUUCUUUAGUCAUUAUGACGUUUAAAACGGGCAGAAUUAUUAUGCGUUUGUAAGGUAUUACGUUAUCGGUCAGUAUUAGCUUAUUAGCUGCUACGUACCCUUUUUUUAAGGCAGUAAAAUGACCUGUUUUGUUGUAACUUAUCUUAAGUCACGUGAGAUUUUACUCAAAAACAAUGUUGUAAACUAUUCUGUUUUGAGAUGAAUGUAAUUUAUUGAGCUGUGCAACGUUUCUGCACGGGUCGGUCGUUUUUUUUCUUUUCUUCAAAGAUCGAGCCCUCCGUCGAGUCGGCAGACAAGAAGUCACACGGCAGCAGGGGGGGGGGGGUGGCGUGAGCCCGAGAAGCCCGCGCCUAAAACGGAACUGGAAACACCUCUGGAUCUUUCUCGCCUUCUCAACGAGGAUGAAAAUUAAAAGUUUGAUGUGAGGAGCGUUAAACAUAUUACUAGAGUUGCUUGUGAUAUCGGAGGAAUAAAAUAAAAAAAAAAAAAAAGAUUAUUGUAUAGAUGACAUUUUAUCGACAGGAUUAAAAAAAAAAAGUGAAAAAAAUUUAAAGAAAAUUUUGAAAAAGAUGUACUUUUCACUCUAGUAUGAUAGUAUUUCAUAACAAUAUUAAGUUGUUGCGGUGGCAACCAAAUGUUGCAGUUACUAAAGUUUGGUAUUUUUGUAAAUUACAUUGUUAAGUUGAUUUUUUUGUUCAUUUGUUCUGUUUGUUUCUUUUUUUUGCUAGAACUCUGUACACAAAGUAGAUUGUAAAGCAAUGAACAUUUCUUAUUCUUCGAUGAGAAUAUGAGAGUGAACUGAUAUUUUCAUUAGCAAAUAACAGCCUCUAUACCGACUGUAACACUUCUAGAUUUAAAAUCAUCAAUGUUAUAUAGAUUACAUAUGAAUAUAUAUAUAUAUAUAUAUAUAUAUAUAUGUAAGAACUAAAUAAUCUAUAAAUUAAGUUCAGAUGAAAACUCCCCUUACAAAGGACCUUUAAGUACCACACAGACUUUUAUUUAAAUUGUAUUUAUCCAUAGAUUUUAGGAUUGCACUUUUUUUCCCCCACUUCCUUUAGACUUUAAAAGCAUCGGUAAUUAAUUCGACAUAUUGUUGCAUGAAAAAACUUUUCUUUACUUGCUAAAUGAUAACGUACUGAAUGUUUUUAAAGAGGAAAAUGAAAAAAAAAGUCCGAACAACCUUCAGCAACCGUGUGUGUUGGAUCCUUUUCAGAUGUUUUGUUGAAAUGCGUUGGUCGUUAUCGAAAAGAUGGUUUAAAUGAGAAAGAGAGGGGUGGAAAAAACAAAACAAAUGUAAGCACUUUCUGAGCAGUUGGUCAACUGAGCAGACUCAGCUUAUUCAAACACUUUGCCUUAUCUUGAGUCCAUCGUGCUUGAGGUUUUAUGUUUUUAAGAGCUCUUAUGAAAUACAUAAAAAAAAAAUGACUUGAACGGUCUCAAUUCUCAAAUCCCCUCGGAGUUUCAUUUCAAAUGUAAUUCUUUAUAUCUGAGGUGUUUUUUUCUUAUUUCUUUUUUUUUUUCUUAAAGGUUUUAAUGUGUGCAUCAGAAAGCCAACAGGGAGGACUGCAAACCAAACUUAUCUCCUGGAUCUGUAGUAGCCUCGUAUGGUCCCAUUGCCUUACAAUGGAACAGUUUGAGUGUGUAAUUCACAGCUUUUGACAGCAGAGGGCACUACAGCUCAGACUGCAGGUUAUAUUCUCUUUUACAAAGUUAAAAUGACAAUAAGACCCUCAUUGGAAUCAUAGUUUUAAUGUAAUCCUUUUAAAUGUAUUCUUUUGCAUAUAUUUUGUGCUAUUUUAUGUUUAUAUAGUCGGUUGUUUCUUUGGUUCAAGCGAGAUAGUGUAAAAUCUAUUGAGAGGAAGAAAUAAAGAAAAUAAAAUCA